GGAUGAAAGAAGGUGAUCUGUUGUUAAUCAGCUUUCUCGCCAUGACGCUUAACCCAGAAUUACUGAAUAGGAUUACUCGGUGGGAGCAGGAAUACGUCAAAGGAAACAAAAAACCCAUUCUCGACAGGGAAUACCCCCCUAUUCGACCUCGAAGAGACAUCGUAUUCUCUGUAGAACCGCAGCCAGAUAAGCUCGCUACCGCUACGACAGUGAAGAGCGAAAUGGCUGAGAACAAAGUGAAAAACAGGAAUGCAGGUGAAGCAUCUUCAAGGACAUCAAAAAUAACAGAAAAUACAGUUAAGAAUGCCUUACAACACGUGGAUCCCGCGGGCGCCAAUGCCGAAAAAGAAAAGGGAAACGAGUUUUUCAAAAAAGGCGAUUUCCGGAAGGCUGUUGAGCAUUAUUCGGCCAGCAUGGCACUUGAUCCAUUUAACGCCGUCCUUCCAAUCAAUAGAGCCAUGGCGUUACUGAAGCUCAAAAGAUUUGCAGAGGCCGAAAACGACUGCUCUUUAGGCUUAAAACUAGACAACAAAAAUGUGAAAGCGUUGUGGAGAAGAGGCAUUGCUCGACAAUCGCUUGGAAAGUUAGAUGAUGCGCGCAAGGACUUUGAGGAUGCGCUCAAGAUUGAUCCAACCAACAAAUCAGUCCAAGAUGAGCUGGCUAAGUUACGACAACAGAGAUCAGCUAUACCAAAUGUCUCUACCACAAAAUCAAAGCCUGAUUCGGUGACAUUGCCUUCAGCCACAGCCACAUUCACAAAGCGUGUAUCAAUUAGGGAUGUAGGGAACGCAGAACAAUCAAAACUUUUCAAAGAGACAACGCAAAGGCGUGUUACAACAGCUACCGCACCCGCCUCUAUCAUUGCUACUACCGAAUCAGUGACGCUAAAGUCUAUAGUGCCUGCUGAAGCUGUGGUAGCUGCACCAUCUACGCGUCCAGCAAAAGCGUCAACCACAACACCACAAGCUAAGAAGGCAUAUACGCAAACUUUAGGGCCAACAGCAUCAAUUUCAGACCCACCCAAGCCUUUGGUUGAGCCUGCUAAUAUCUCAGCUCCUCCAAAAGUGAUCAAGAUGCCUAGCUAUAGCGAUCUCUCCAUUAAGAUGGCACCACCAACAAAUAGCAUGGAGUUUCAGCGCGAUUGGAGAAGCUACAGCAGAAAUAAUGACAUGCUCUAUCUUUACCUCAAGCUUAUCCCUGUGGACACACUGCCACAACUUUUCAAAAGCUCAUUCGAAUCAGAUCACUUAUCAUCUAUCCUGACUGUCCUUAAUAAGUAUUACACUCUUUAUGAAAGUCCUGAGCUUAUAUACAACACCUUAUCGAGCCUUGUAAAGGUUGACCGGUUUUCAAUAUCCCUGUUGUUUAUGUCCGAUGUACCUGAUAAGAAGUAUUUACGGGACAUUUUCAACCAACUGCAUGCCUAUGUAGGACGGAGCGACUCUGUCUUUACAAAAAAAGACUUAUCAUCUCUUUCUGCGAAAUAUAGGAUUUAACUUAAUAAAACGAAACAGAUAAGCAAAUAAGAACAGCGUGAGAAGAAAAAAAAGAGAAAAGAUAAUAUGCGAUCUCUCGUCAGCUAGCGUCAACCCCUAAAAAACCGUUCCCAG
Lobosporangium transversale is the source of this 1610-nucleotide messenger RNA. RefSeq lists its product as hypothetical. The transcript has 6 exons. Gene Ontology annotation, molecular function: protein binding. Lineage: Eukaryota; Fungi; Mortierellomycota; Mortierellomycetes; Mortierellales; Mortierellaceae. The annotation marks the transcript as partial. The record is from RefSeq and is a predicted model, not a curated record.